Messenger RNA from Plasmodium vivax (malaria parasite P. vivax), 684 nucleotides. RefSeq lists its product as hypothetical. The transcript is spliced from 3 exons. The coding region runs from base 1 to 684 and encodes 227 amino acids. The record is from RefSeq and is a predicted model, not a curated record. Lineage: Eukaryota; Apicomplexa; Aconoidasida; Haemosporida; Plasmodiidae.
AUGGCGAAGACAAAUGAGCAACAAUUGGAGGAAACAAUAAGUAGUUUAGAGCUUGAUAAAACAUAUAAAGAUUUCUUUGCAAAUGAUGGAAAAUCUAAAAAUUUUGAUAGUAAGUGUACUGUGUUCGAUGGAGGCAGUAAAAAAAAUCCAAAAGCCAGAGAACUUUGUAGUAAUCUCGUAUAUUAUUUAGAAAAAAUACGUGAAAUGAGUACGCAACAAGAAUCUAAUAAAUAUUGUGGUUAUUUACCUUAUUGGUUAUAUGAUAAAAUAGGUAAAAUUCAUAGCCCACCGACGACCAAAAUUGAUAAGGUAUCUUUUUAUGAAGAUCUUAUUAAGGCAGGGAAUGAGAUUAGCGGUGGAAAAUUAAAACAUGCUUGUACUGUACCAAAAUUAAAAGAUGUUGAUUUGAAUGAAUUAAAAAAAAGAAAAAUUUCGUAUAUUUAUUUUAAAAAUCUUGAAAAUAUUUACAAUAUUAGUAAUUCCAAAAAUAAAGAUAACUGUGCCAAGUAUUUAAAAUAUCUUGAGAGUUUUAAGAUCUCUUGUCUGGGCUGCAAAACUGUAAAGACGGAAAAGAUCCUUAUCCAAAACUUCAGGUUGCCGCUGCAUCGAGAACUGUUAGCAGUGGAACAGGAGCUGCAGCGGGACCAACAGGUGCAAGAGGUUCACCUGAACAAACAGGUCUAA